Molecule: messenger RNA, 870 nt
Organism: Parastagonospora nodorum SN15
Lineage: Eukaryota; Fungi; Ascomycota; Dothideomycetes; Pleosporales; Phaeosphaeriaceae
Exons: 6
Coding region: 1-870 (289 amino acids)
Source: RefSeq, a predicted model, not a curated record
AUGUAUCCGUACCGUGGGAAUGAUGCUAUCUACGUCUUCGGCGGUGUAAGAGAUUUGCCGUACUCUAGAGCUGAGCAAUGGUACGAUAGCGCUUUGGCGAAGAUAAGUUUGUCCAAAUCCUGGGACUACAUACUCGAUGACUCAGUAAUUACGGCUCUUGGUUCCCACAGCGUAUCAGAUGGACCUCCACCAUUCCUCAUGUAUAGUACCAUAACUUAUGACUCCAACGGUGGAAUUUACAUCGAGGGAGGCGCACGAGCGAUAUUCAACACCACAUCCAAUGUUUCAACAACACAUCCUAUGCCUAUCGGAUCCCCAGCUGAGAAUGCUUCAUGGAGUCUUUCGAAGACAGACAGAUUUUGGAAACCAUUGAUGAGAACUAUUACAGAGUCGAGUCUAUUCAGGACCCAGAUCCUCUACACACAAGCACCCGACCAGAACUUAAUCUUCUACCUGAACGGGAUACUGAGCAAUGGUUCAAACGAGCGGGUGUACCCAAAGAUGACAAUUAUCAAUACGCGAACAAAUAGUUCACGAACCGAAUCUCUGGGCACAAUACAUGUCUUUGACAUCGCCUCAUUAGACGACACGCCCAAUGCCUACCGGAGGAAGAACACCUGUUUCGCGGCUCUCAACGUGUGCAGUGAACAUCUUAUCUCCGGACAGAACAAGUUACCACAUAUAUCUGGCUUGUGGUCGCUCCCCGGCUCAGAUCCUUCACGACGUAUGGAUAUUGUCACUUCCGCAGUUCCAAUGGACACAGGUAUUCACGGGUACUCGGCCGAGUUAUGGUGCGACUUGCCAACUCGUUGGCAAGAAGCAGAUGCUUAUGCUUGGUGGCACAGAAGCGUCUUCAAGCUCAUGCGAUAG